Messenger RNA from Penaeus indicus, 1126 nucleotides. RefSeq lists its product as uncharacterized. Lineage: Eukaryota; Metazoa; Arthropoda; Malacostraca; Decapoda; Penaeidae. Bases 64 to 444 code for a protein of 126 amino acids. The transcript has 3 exons. The record is from RefSeq and is a predicted model, not a curated record.
CUCACAAGCAGCAACAACAGCUCCAGCAGCAGCUUACUCCAAAACUCCAUUACCCAAGCCAAAAUGAAGUGCUUCGUCGCCAUCGCCCUCCUGUGCCUGUUCGCCGUCGCCCGCGCCGAGGACGACAACAGCCUCGAGGAAACCGCUCGCUUCGGCUUCCUCUCCCUCGACAACAGCGGCGCCACCUUGUCCUUCAACUCGACCUCCCUGCAGACCGUCGUGGUCGUCGGGGUCAUCCUCCUGAUCCUCGCCCUCGUCCUCGUCCCCCUCCUCGGCUUCGACCUCGCCAAGCUCUUCGCCGGCAAGGAGAGCUACGACUACCCCAACUACGCCUACGACAACACCCAGGGAUACUCCUCCUACACCAGCUACGCCCAGAGGUCCCUCAACCUCCUCUCCCCCGUGCUCACCGCCCUCACUGAGGCCUACAAGAAGUACGAGUAAAUGAAACUCAAAGGUCGACGACUCCACCUUUGCUGACCAGAGAAGCCAAAGGGACCCGAUGGCCCUGCAACAUGACAUGACUUGACCUGUGAUAGGUCGUAGACCAAAGACUUUGAAUAAGGACCUUUUAUACUCAGACUGGCGUGACAUGAUCUCUUGGGCAUGUCUUAUGCCUUGGUGCUGACCUCCCCCCCCCCCCCAGAUGAGGAUCCUAGCCUAUUUCCCAGUCCCACCUUGACUUUCAUGGAUAUCGUUUUCUAUUUAAUUUCCUUUUUUUUAACGGAAAACGAAAAACAGGCUUUCGGGUAUCCCCCCCCCUCACCUCUCCCUCCCGGCCUCCUGACAUGCCUCAGUCCCCGGAGAGUGGCACCUCAGCUCCUCAGUUCUGCCUUCAGUCGUCCAGGACGGAAGGCGAGCGACCCCACUGUACAUACUGUAUUCUAGACCAAACACUAGACACUAGACUAGAAACAUUAGACCUUACCUGAGCUGAUUAAGGCUCAUGACUUCUCAUUUCAUUUUCGAUCUUUUAUACGGAUAAUUUAUUGUAUUUAUAUUGUUGAUCGUUGUAUUUAUUCUCAGUUGUUUGUUUAGAAUCAUACCAAAAUACCUCUUUUGUUGUUAUUAAUGUUUCCACAUCUGUAUAACUAGUCUUGUGCAGAUGAAAUACAAAGUUGAUAUA